This is a messenger RNA of Suillus plorans, 1560 nucleotides long. RefSeq names its product phosphoesterase family-domain-containing protein. Lineage: Eukaryota; Fungi; Basidiomycota; Agaricomycetes; Boletales; Suillaceae. Bases 194 to 1480 code for a protein of 428 amino acids. Gene Ontology annotation, molecular function: hydrolase activity, acting on ester bonds. Gene Ontology annotation, biological process: phospholipid catabolic process. The record is from RefSeq and is a predicted model, not a curated record. The transcript is spliced from 7 exons.
GUCCUUUGGUAUAGUCUUCGAGCGCUUUUGAUUCAGAGUCGGACAAACCAAGCUCCCACGCAACAAAUAUCAAAGCGUUCACAGGCGCAUCAUGAUCACUUCAUGGAUUUUGACAGCCUAUAAGUAUCCUGGUGCGACCGCAAUAUUGAACUUGCCCUCCCGUGCUUCCAUCUCGACGUGACAAGUUUCAAGCAUGAUUGCGCCAUCCAUCUUCGCCCUUGCUGUCCUUGCCAGGACUGCAUCAGCAGCAAUCGCAUCGACCUUCACUACCCCAGCUCCUGCACCGACUUCUGAAUCAUCAUUCUAUGUCGGUGCUGCAAACACCACCAUCACCAACUCGCCCAUCGUUCCCGGACUGGUGUUUGACCGCUUCAUUCAGAUCUGGUUGGAGAACACGGACUUCGCCUCUGCAGCCUCUGACCCAGUCUUCCGGGCCCUCGCUGAGCAGGGUAUUACCUUGUCCGGGUACUACGGUGUAACCCACCCAAGUGAACCAAACUACCUCGCCGCGGUUGGUGGUGACUUCUUCGGUCUGGCUGCUGACGCCUUGGAGUACAUUCCCACCAACAUAUCCACUAUUGCGGACUUGCUCGACCAGAAGAACAUCAGCUGGGCUACUUAUCAGGAAAAUAUGCCCACUGAUGGCUAUGAAGGAUACAACUAUACGAAUUCUGACAAUUAUACCUACUACGUGCGCAAGCACAACCCAUUGGUCAUCUACGAAUCCGUAGCGAACAUCAGUACCAGAUCGGCACGCAUUAGAAACUUCAACGACUUUGCUGUCGAUGUUGGCAACAAUUCGCUUUCUCAGUGGAUUUUUAUCACCCCGAACCUGCGCGAUGACGCUCACGAUACCAGUGUUGGAUAUGCUGCUUCCUGGCUUACCUAUUGGCUCCUGCCCUUGCUCAACGAUACGAACUUCAACACCGAGAGUACGCUCAUCUUACUUACAUUUGACGAAAACGAGACCUAUACGAUUGGUAACAAUGUAUUCAGUCUCCUCUUGGGUGGAAUCAUUCCCCAGGCCCAAAAGAAUACCACUGAUGCAACGUUCUAUACACAUUACUCGACACUUACAACUGUCCAGAACAACUGGGACCUCGGUAACCUUGGUCGUCAGGACACUAACAAGACGGUGUCUAAUGUUUUCGACAUCGUUGCUUCGCACACAUCAUACAAGAACAACAACCUCACAGCUUCUUCUACCCUUCCCCAGCUCAACAUCACCGGGACCAUCCCAGGACCGUUGAACCCUGACUACUACGUCCCCUAUCUAGCACCCACAAACGGUACUGGUGGUGGUAGUGGACCGACCUUCUUUGCUUCUAACGUCAACAUGAGCCUGAACGCGAGCGAUGCUCCCGCACCAAUCAAUAUAACUGCUGCCACAACCACCAGCUCUGCUGCUGGUCUGACAAACAAUGCAGGCAGCAUGAUUACUGCAAUCGCUGUUGUUGCAGUCGCAGCAAUGCUGUUCUAGUUGAUGUAGCUACUAGUAUGUAGUAUUGCAGUAAAGUUUAUCCCACAUUAUUUUUAUUGCGUCGGACAAUGACAUUUGCU